Messenger RNA from Dermatophagoides farinae (American house dust mite), 1266 nucleotides. RefSeq names its product endoribonuclease LACTB2. The record is from RefSeq and is a predicted model, not a curated record. NCBI's taxonomy places the organism in Eukaryota, Metazoa, Arthropoda, Arachnida, Sarcoptiformes, Pyroglyphidae.
UAUUCAAAGUUUUCGAUAAAAUGUGAUGGAUGUUUAUGUGAUUCAUUACAUUAAUCCAGUGAGAAUUAAAACUCAAUUAACAAGUACAAGGUUCACUUGUACUCAAUUCACAAAUAAUUGUUAACAAUUAUUUUCUCAUUUCUUAAUUUCGAACUGUAUGCCAAUACUAUUCUCGUUAUCCUGUUGAUUUUUUGAUCGAAUAAUCAAAAUCGUGUCUACAUAUUGACGACGAAAUGACUGCUGUGAUACCAAAAAUUAGUAAAUUAUCCCGGCGAGUAAUACGAGUUUUAGGCUGCAAUCCUGGACAUUUCACGUUGCAAGGAACCAAUACCUAUAUUAUUGGAACCGGACGUGAUCGUCUGUUGAUCGAUUGUGGUGAGCCAGAAAUUCCCGAAUAUAUACAAGUGCUCAAAAAUGUUGUCAAAGAGAAUAAUAUAUUAUUGACUAAAAUUUUGCUCACACAUUGGCAUCCAGAUCAUGUUGGCGGUACGAAAAGCGUACUCGAUGAAGUGGCUCAUAAAGAAUGUAAAGUCUUUAAAUAUCCGAAUCCUGAUGCUGAUGAUUCCAUUACCAAAGGCAAAUAUGAGCUCAAUUAUCUGGAUGAUGAAGACGAAAUUCAUGUUGAAGGUGCAUCGCUCAAAGUAUAUUUCACACCUGGCCAUGCUAAAGAUCAUCUUGUAGUCUUCCUUAAGGAAGAAAACAACCUUUUUUCUGGUGAUAAUAUUCUUGGAGAAGGUUCGGCUGUUUUCGAAGACCUGGCUAGUUAUCUACAUUCAUUACGUAAAAUUUCUUCUUUGAAAGCAAAUAAAAUUUAUCCAUCACAUGGUCCAGUCGUUAAUGAUCCACAAAAGAAAGUUCAUGAAUAUAUUGAACAUCGGGUGCGAAAAGAGGAACAAAUCUUGGAUGUAUUAAGCAAAACAUCGGAUCGUUUCGUUUCGGUCGACGAAAUUGUCAAGAUAACCUAUCCAAAUCUAAAACCAGGUCUGGCUUUUGGUGCUCAAUGGAACGUGCUGAAUCAUUUGGAAAAAUUAUACAAUGAAAAUAGAGUGGAAAAACAAGAAGUGGAAGAUGAUAUAGCCAAAUUUCGGCUGAAAAUUUAAUUAAACCAUUCAUCAAUUAAUAAAAUAAGAAUUAGGAAACUAUUUUUUCAAUGUUAAUUUUUUUGUAACAGAAAUGGAUAAAUAGAUUUGUAAAAAAAAACAAAAUAACAGAUUAAGGUUAAAUAAACAAUUAAUGGGCACAUUGAGCCGUGUACAUUUGAUAAUA